AUGGAAGACAAUCGCGGAAUCAAUAACCCGAGUGCCGACGAGAAACGAAGCGACGAUGUCCAAAGCCAAGCCAACCUAGAAUCACUCAAAGAAGAUCCUACAAAACAAGACAACAACGAUGAUGAAGAGCCAGAGUAUAUCGAGGGGAUCAAACGUCUACUAGUCGUCGGGACUGUGACCUUGGCGGCUUUCCUCAUGCUUUUGGACUCUUCCAUCAUUGUCACUGCGAUACCCAAGAUUACAGAUCAAUUUCACUCGGUGGCUGAUGUUGGGUGGUACGGUAGUGCAUUCCUGGUUGCCAGUUGUUCUCUUCAGCCUUUGACAGGAAAGUUUUACACUCAGUUCGUCAGCAAGUAUACCUUCAUGGCCUUCCUUGGCGUCUUCGAACUAGGAUCACUCAUCUGUGGAGUUGCCCAAUCAUCCAACAUGUUGAUUGUUGGUCGAGCGGUAGCCGGGCUUGGCACUUCAGGGUUGGUCAAUGGGGCUCUGACUAUACUCUCUGCUGCCGUCCCUCUAGAGAUACGUGCUAUGUACUUCGGUUUCAUGAUGUCCACAAUCCAACUUGGAGUCUUAUUAGGCCCUCUGAUUGGCGGUUCUCUAACACAAUACACGACUUGGCGAUGGUGUUUCUUUAUAAAUUUGCCCUGCGGGGCAGUAGUCGUGGGCAUCCUUUGCCUCAUUCGAAUUCCAGACAACACAGCCAAGACAGCGUUGAAGGGGACCAAGCUUCAAAUUCUACACUCAUUCGAUAUCCCGGGCUUCCUCCUCUUCGCUCCUUCGGCUAUCAUGUGCCUCCUAGCUUUACAAUGGGGCGGCACCAAAUAUGCAUGGAAUAGCGCAACUAUCAUUGGUCUCUUCUGUGGUUCUGGGGUCAAUUUUAUACUCUUCCUUCUAUGGGAAGGUCGCGUUGGAGAUCGAGCUAUGAUUCCUUUUUCCAUGCUGAGGCAGAGGACCGUUUGGGUUUCCUGCCUCUUCAUGUUCUUCUUCUACUCCGGUAUGAUGAUGUGGGCGUAUUAUCUCCCCAUCUAUUUUCAAACCGUCCGUGAUGCAACGCCGACCCUCAGUGGCAUCUACAUGUUACCCCUCAUUGGAACUCAAAUAUUCGGGGCUAUGUUAUCGGGAGUUUUGAUUAGUCGAAUUGGCUACUACCUGCCAUGGGCUGUCGCAGCAGGGGCUCUUACAUCCAUCGCCUCAGGCCUCAUGAGCACAUUCAAGGCAGACACGUCUACAGCAAAGUGGGUAGGAUACAUGCUAUUGGGUGGAUUUGGCCGCGGCAUCGGCAUGCAAACCCCACUGGUCGCCGUACAAAACUCCAUCAAGAAAGAACAAACUUCGACUGCGAUGGCAAUCCUAGUCUUCACCCAGACCUUCGGAGGCUCUUUGUUCCUCAGCUUUGCUGACACGGACCUCACAACCAAUCUGAAGGACGGCCUCAAAAAGUUCGCUCCGGGAGUUGAUGUCGAAGCUGUGUUGAAGGCAGGCGCCACGGGAUUCCGGAGUGUUGUUCCCGCGGCUUCUGUAGAAGGUGUCAUACUGGCUUAUGAUCACGCCAUCAAUUAUGUGUUCUACAUCACGAUUGGAACUAGCAUUGCGACGUUCUUCCUUGCGUGGGGUAUGGGGUGGAAAAGUGUGAAGAAGGCGAAAGUGGUAAAGCCAGAGGCAUGA
Molecule: messenger RNA, 1665 nt
Organism: Mollisia scopiformis
Lineage: Eukaryota; Fungi; Ascomycota; Leotiomycetes; Helotiales; Mollisiaceae
Product: MFS general substrate transporter
Exons: 11
Coding region: 1-1665 (554 amino acids)
Biological process (GO): transmembrane transport
Molecular function (GO): transmembrane transporter activity
Source: RefSeq, a predicted model, not a curated record